AUGGCUACACAAGAGAGAACUUUCAGUCGGACAGUCGGGACUGCACAAGCCUACAAUGCUAAAUCUGAGAAGCCGCCGGUCAAGAGACAUGUUCUGGGCGAGAUACAACCCAGAGCACCACGAGUGCCUGGCGCAAGUCCAAGACAAAACAUCGAACCUCGUUGCGGCUCCUCGCCUCGACUUCCACAUCAUGCAUCUCUAAAACCUGAAGGCAACCUAUCCGUGCGGGAAAAGGUAGCUGGCAAGGUCCCUGCGAUCGAGAACAAACGGCUCUCUACCAUUGCUGACGAAAUGGCCGCCAACGACAAGCGCAAUUCGCAAGCCUCCACAAUCUCGAAUUCUUCUGGCGCUGGGAAAGGGAAAAGAAAGACUCAUGUUGGACCAUGGCAGUUGGGCAAGACUUUGGGAAAAGGUGCUACUGGAAGAGUUCGUCUUGCAAAACACGCUUUGACCGGUCAGGUGGCUGCGGUCAAGAUCGUCUCCAAGAAAUCCGCCGCUUUGGUUCAGAGUGCGAGUAUGGCUCGAAUGGACAAGGAUGAUACCGCAUCGAUGAUCGCAGCUGGCCCUCGCACAAUGCCUUUUGGGAUCGAACGUGAGGUCGUGAUCAUGAAGCUCAUUGAACACCCCAACAUUAUCAACCUCUAUGACAUCUGGGAGAACCGUGGUGAGUUGUACCUCGUCCUCGAAUAUGUCUCCGGUGGCGAACUGUUCGACUACGUCUCAAGCAAUGGAGCACUACCGGAAGGGGAAGCAGUCAGACUCUUCCGCCAGAUCAUUGCCGGACUCUCGUACUGCCAUCGCUUCAACAUCUGCCAUAGAGAUCUGAAGCCUGAAAACAUUCUGCUUGAUGCCGAACGAAACAUCAAGUUAGCAGAUUUUGGCAUGGCAGCCCUGCAACCGGACGGGACCUGGCUGAAUACUUCUUGCGGGAGUCCACACUACGCGGCACCAGAAAUCAUCCUUGGUCAGAAAUACCGAGGAGAUAUGGCCGACAUCUGGAGCACAGGUAUCAUCUUAUUUGCCAUGCUCAACGGCUUUCUGCCAUUCGAUGGUGGUACUCUACAGAACACUUUGCGUCUGGUCAAGAAAGGAGAAUACUAUCUGCCACCCAACCUGAGCGUCGAAGCCUCAGAUCUCGUUCAGCGGAUUCUGCAGAAGCGACCUGAGAAGAGAAGUAACAUGGAACAAAUCUGGGCACAUCCGCUUUUGCGCAAGUACGAGAAAUAUCAUGCAAGCCUGGCCGCACCAGAACCGCUCAUCGGUCAAGCCCCUCCGCUAAGCGUCGAAGCGCAAACAAAACGCGUGACUAGGCGGUCCGACCUUGAUGCUGAGAUUUUGAGCAAUCUUUCGACUCUCUGGCAUGGCGAGAGAAUCGUAGAGUUGACAAAAAGACUGAUGAGCGAAGAGCCGAACCAUGAGAAGCUGUUCUACUGGGCUCUGGUCAAAUUCAGAGAUGAUCAACUUGAGAAUUAUCCUGGUGAAUCCCUUCAGUACUCAGCGAGUGACUAUCAUCAUGUCGGCAAACCAGUGCCGAAACCUACCAAGCGCCCUGCGACCAGUCGUGGUCACCAUCGUCGUCAUUCCCAGUUCUCGAUUGUCAGCGAUGAUGCCAGCCAUCGUGAUGGGUACUACAAGAACCCAGCAACAGCAGCGAGCAAGGUCACCCAAAGCAGCUACGAUCCAUACCGAGCUUCUAGGACGCCUAUCGCAGACAAUAAUGCUGAACCUGCAACAGUAGUUGUCCGCCGACAUGGGGCUGCGUCUGCUGGUCGACCAGGUAGUUCAGCCGGCAGUGUCCGCAACAAAGCCUUGGAGCGGAUACAAGACGAAGUUCCUGCCCUCCCAACUUUCACCUCCGAAGAGCUUGAGAGGCUCAUCCAGAAAAAGCGAGCGUCAUACUCUACGGCAACAUCUAAGAGUUCUCUGUCCACCACAAGACGCCGAGCUGGUAUACGGAAGUCCAUGAGCUAUAAGCGACAAGUCAGCUUCCAACAUGGUCGGCAAGGUUCUUAUGGUCAUCCAAAUCCGAAUCGCCCACUGGUGCUGUACGAAAGUGGUUCCAGUGAACGUCCUUAUACCCGCAGCACAAGCAAUCCAAGAACCGAGACUCAGAGCACGCCAAGCCUGUCUACGCCUUCGCAGACAUACCAGCCUCGAAAGUCUAGCUCAGAAAUGGACAUGAAGAAAUCUCGGGUGUCCAAUCACCAUUGGAAGGAUGAGACGCGCAAGGUGAGUGCCGAACUAGGCAAAAUCUGUGAGGAAGCCUUCAAUCGCUCCUCCAUGUCAGCUAGCGAAUUAAGUCCACAAGCUGCUUUGGAUUCCUCGGCGACGUCAAUAUCUGCCCACAACUACAAAGUGCCACGGAGCAUCCGGGAUCGACCAUUGCCCGCUACUCCGGUGCUUCAGGAGUUAAUCGAACGCCGUCACAAGAUCAUCGAGACCUGGGGUGAUGCUGAUAAGGCUGUGCUGGAAGAUAUGCUGGCUGCUGUGGACAAACGUAUUGAUGCUGAGAUAGACAAGCAGCGUGAUGCUGACAAGCGAGCAGCGUCUGACCCCACACACAGUGGAGUCCAGGCAAGAUAUCACCAAAAUAUCUCACCUACCGACACGAUGGAAGAUCUGAAGCGCGAUCGUGAUCACAGAGUGGCGUCAGCCCCUCUGAAAUUCCAAACACCUAGAGCUCGUCAGGAGAACACUAUCCGCCUUGUUACUCCGGACCCGACUUCCCCUUUGGCACGAAUUGAGCCGCUGAAAGUCCGCAAGAACAAGGCGAUGCCGAUCAACUCAUUGAGAGGUGGCCCUGUCGACAUGGCGAAGGCCCAGCAUGAGCGUGUCGGCUACGACAAGCGCCUCUACGGCAAGACUGGUCUUGACACGAUCGAGGAGAACCCGGGCUCACCAAAGAAACCAUCCACCGCUCGAAAGUGGUCAUGGCUUGGUAAACGCGGUUCAGGAGUGAACGACACGGCGGAGGCUGCUGCUCAGUCUAGUGAAGAUGUCAAGGGCGACCUCGAAUCGCAUGCAUCACAUGUGGUUGAACCGAGCGACUCCACUAAGUCCAUCACACUCUCGAGGACCAAGGACAGUGAGCCAGAAUCCGGCGACGUCGAAUUGAACAUGGAAAACAAGAGACAAUGGUUCAAGAAGAUGUUUGGCAAGUCCGCCAAGGUCAAGGACGACGCACCAUCCACCUUGGUGGAGCAUCGCAUUGUACGAGAGUUGUCCAACGAGACGGACACAAAUGACGCAGUUCAAAAUGUCGACGGCAUCGCGGUCGAUCACUCCAGGGGCGGACUUCGUAAGAUUUAUCCCCCAGCCACAAGCGUGGACGCAGCGGAAGCAGCAGCCGCUCUGGGUCCGAUCGAGAUCAGCCAGAAUUGGUUCGCAAAGUUCUUCCACAUCAAGCCUGCAAGCAGAGUCAUUUGUCUCCAGACCAGCAAAGGCAAGGCGAGAAAGGAGCUUACCAAGAUCUUGAAAGAAUGGCGAAAGUAUGGAAUCAGAGACGUCGUUGCUGAGCGCAGAACAGGCGGUGAUGUGGUACGGGCUCGUGUCGACGCCUCAAACUAUUUGCAAUUGAAACCCGUGCAUUUCCACGCAUAUCUGUAUUCUGUCCUUGAACAUGGUCGCAAGGCCAAUUUGAGCAUCAUGAAAUUCACCCAGGAAAAGGGAGCAGCGAGCAGCUUUUACAAGGUUGUGGAUACACUCGAGGCUCUCUUGAAGGAGCGAGACCUCCUUGUCGUUGACAUGCGAAGAAGGAAAGGUAUUGAAAAAGGCCUGAAGGAGGCAGGUCUAGCAUAA
Messenger RNA from Exophiala viscosa, 3798 nucleotides. Its product is annotated as serine/threonine protein kinase. Bases 1 to 3798 code for a protein of 1265 amino acids. The record is from RefSeq and is a predicted model, not a curated record. Gene Ontology annotation, biological process: protein phosphorylation; intracellular signal transduction. Gene Ontology annotation, cellular component: cytoplasm. The transcript is spliced from 2 exons. Gene Ontology annotation, molecular function: ATP binding; protein serine/threonine kinase activity. Lineage: Eukaryota; Fungi; Ascomycota; Eurotiomycetes; Chaetothyriales; Herpotrichiellaceae.